UUUUUUGAAGUAACAAAACGAAAGCACAACUGAAUUUGUACGGAGAGGUGUCAUAGGCUUUUCGCCGGAUGAGGCUGGUCGGGAUCCACCGUUCACCUCUCUCGUUUUCGCUGUUCUCUCUCUGCCCCAAAGGGCCCUUUGAUUCCUCAUGCCUGAGCAUUCGCACCAAUUUCUCACGCCCUCUCUCCCCUUCGUCGCAUGGCUUCUCCGUAAUCCACCAUAAUCGCCGACCACUUUUCUCUGUUAGAUGCCGCAGUCACAAUGCUUUUAGUAAAUCGGAUGAUGUUCAGAGAGGCCCUUCCAAUGGAGAAGAUAUGUUGGACAAGAACGAGAGCAGCAGGAAAAGCUCGUUCAGUUCUAAAGAGGUUCUUGAGAAAUUGAAGAAAUAUGGAAUUUCUGGAGUAUUGUCUUAUGGGCUACUUAAUACCGUCUAUUACACCAUAGCAUUCCUGUUAGUCUGGUUCUACGUGGCUCCAGCGCCUGGAAGAAUGGGUUAUGUUGCCGCUGUCGAGAGAUUUCUCAAAGUGAUGGCAAUGGUGUGGGCCGGAAGCCAAGUUACUAAGCUCAUCAGAGCUGGAGGGGCACUUGCUCUUGCACCGUUUGUGGACAGAGGAUUGACAUGGUUCACUCUCAAGUUCAAGUUUGAAUCUCAGGGAAAGGCUUUCAUGGCGAUUGUAGGUGUGUGUCUCGGCUUCGCUGUGAUGCUAUUUCUUGCCGUGACGCUGUUAUGGGCCUGAAAUCUCUUCUCUUUCUCUCGCUUCUCCUCCAUGGAAUCAGAGGGCUAGACUCAUUUUUCAAUUAAAAAAAGUUAUAUUUAAUUUUUAUAGUAUGUUUGAUUUUAAAAUGAUAUUAUAAUUACUCACAGGAGUUCGUUGUUUACUUUGGUUCGCAACUCAGCUUAAAGAUAUUGUAAAAAAAAUGUAUUCACUUUGAUUAUAGGGAUUGCGACCAACUUUAAAGAUACAAUCA
This is a messenger RNA of Tarenaya hassleriana, 969 nucleotides long. RefSeq lists its product as uncharacterized. Lineage: Eukaryota; Viridiplantae; Streptophyta; Magnoliopsida; Brassicales; Cleomaceae. The transcript has 9 exons. Bases 69 to 737 code for a protein of 222 amino acids. The record is from RefSeq and is a predicted model, not a curated record.